GCCGCCCCGAGUGGGGCCUGGCCACGUGCGUCCAGGCGUGCGCGGCGCGCGCCAUGAAGUGCGCCAUCCAGAUCUGCGGGGGAGCUGAGAAAUUCCACAGGAAGCCGUGGAUAUCACCCGCGACGUUGAGCAGGCGUCGCAUCUCGCUCCGUUACGCCGCCGCGCCCGCGCGCACCUCCGGGGCGCGCGGCUUCGGUGGCGAGCUGCCUGCUUCUACCGGUCGCGCCAGAGGGCGGCGCGCCCUCGGCGCGGCCGCCGACUCCCGGGGAGAAGACCGCCGCGCGAAGAAAUUCUGGCACGUCGUCGACGGAGGUGGCAAGUCCGCGAGCAGCGACCAGACCAUGCGCGACAAGGGCGGCCUGCUCGUUGAGCCCCCCGACUUUCGCGAAGCUCGAUGGGAGGGGCACUUCUGCGACGUGUUCCAGGGCAGGGUCGCCGAACGCAUCGACGUCGCGCCCGCGUCGGCCAGCUUUGCGCGCGGCGCCGCCGUCGAGCGCUCCCAGGCGCAGCCGUUGUUCGGUUCUCCGGUUGUCGCAGCCAGCCUCGAGCGCAUGGCGAGGAAUCAGGGCGUCAGCAUCGACGGCGUGCCCGUUGAGGUCUUGGCGGCUUCUGGCGACGCCUCUGCCGUCGAGAUCUCCGACGUUGUCCGCCGUGCCCAGAGGGGCUGGCCGUCGGCCUGGAAGGCCGGCAAGGUCGUCGACGUCUACAAGCGCGAGGGCGACAG
This is a messenger RNA of Prorocentrum cordatum, 724 nucleotides long. The record is from the annotation of a GenBank genome assembly. Lineage: Eukaryota; Dinophyceae; Prorocentrales; Prorocentraceae.